This is a messenger RNA of Pyrus x bretschneideri (Chinese white pear), 477 nucleotides long. RefSeq lists its product as uncharacterized. Gene Ontology annotation, biological process: mitochondrial respiratory chain complex IV assembly. Bases 143 to 373 code for a protein of 76 amino acids. NCBI's taxonomy places the organism in Eukaryota, Viridiplantae, Streptophyta, Magnoliopsida, Rosales, Rosaceae. Gene Ontology annotation, cellular component: mitochondrion. The transcript has 2 exons. The record is from RefSeq and is a predicted model, not a curated record.
AGUCCACGUAUCCAAUUCAAUGAGGUGAUUAAAUCUCUCUGAGUUGAGAAGGUCGAUCAUUUUUCUAGGGUUUGUGAGCAGAAGAUUCAGACUUGAGCGAGUGAAAGAGGUGAAGUUCGAUUCGUCUGAUUGAAGAGGGAACAUGUCGAAUGUGGGAACAUCAAAGGGAAUUCUGGAGAUCGGAAAAUUUGGGCUGUACGUCGCCAUCCCCGUCGUUCUUAUGUACACCUUCGCCAACAACUCUAAGAAUCUCCAGAGAUUCAUGGGCAAUCAUUCGUAUGUAGUGUAUCCACCAGAGGCACCGAGACCUCCAUCACCGGAGGAAAUGAGGGAGAUGGCACGAGAGCUAGCUCGGAAGAAGGCUGCCCGUUGAGGCUUUAAGUGCUUUGGUACUUAAGUGCUUUGCUGCUGUACAGAAAAUGCUAUGUUCUUGUUUGGAUUUCGGUUUAAAUAAUGGCAAUGCUGAGUGGUUAGUAA